Molecule: messenger RNA, 393 nt
Organism: Penicillium samsonianum
Lineage: Eukaryota; Fungi; Ascomycota; Eurotiomycetes; Eurotiales; Aspergillaceae
Exons: 1
Coding region: 1-393 (130 amino acids)
Source: RefSeq, a predicted model, not a curated record
AUGCAAUUCUUCAACUACGCCGGCACCGGGGCAAACUCGGAAUCCUUCCACUACUCGCAAGCCGUCCGCAUCGGGAAUACUAUCAAAACCUCAGGCCAAGGUGGCUGGGACGAGAGUGGUAAUGUCCACACUGACGUCGAGCAACAAGUGGCUAUCGCUUUUGAGAAUGUCGAAAAGGCCCUGAAGAGCGUUGACUCGCGUCUGUCGUGGGAAAAUGUUUAUGCAGUGCGAAGCUAUCAUAUCAAUGUUGAUCAGACGUUUGAUAUGGUCACCGGCAAUUUCAAGAGGGUUCUUCCUAGUCAUCGACCCAUUUGGACUUGUGUGGAGAUUGGAAAGCUUGGAAUUGAGGGAAUGGUGAUUGAAAUUGAGGUUGAGGCUCAUUGCCCUUAUUAA